Chroicocephalus ridibundus (black-headed gull) is the source of this 1573-nucleotide messenger RNA. It is a transcript of the gene NKAPD1, whose product is annotated as NKAP domain containing 1. The record is from RefSeq and is a predicted model, not a curated record. Lineage: Eukaryota; Metazoa; Chordata; Aves; Charadriiformes; Laridae. Bases 277 to 1179 code for a protein of 300 amino acids. The transcript has 6 exons.
GCCACCGCCCGAGCCCGCCGGCCCCGCGGCGGAGCCAGACGCUGUCGCCCGCCCUCGGAGCCACUGACCGGCCGUUACGUCCCGCGGUCAUCCCGCGGCGGCUCCGGCGCCCCGGCGUCUGUUGCCGGGAGGAGGCACCUGGCGGGGGACCGCUUCCGGCCGGCCGCCGAGGGCAGGCCCGGCCUCUCCCGGUCCUUCCUGCCAGCGGGCCUCGGCCGUGAGGGGCCCGGGCGUGCCGGUGGGGCUGGCGUCCGCGGAGCUGCGUAGGGCGAGAGGAUGUCCCGGGUGCCGGUGGGGAAGGUGCUGCUGCGGAACGUCAUCCGGCACACGGGCGCGCACAACAAGAUACAGGAAGAGACAGAAAUGUGGAAAAUAAGGGAGUGGGAGAAGCAGACAGAAGAGACUUACUGGAAAAGGCAAAGCAGAAUGCUGUCAGACACGUCCAGCAGUCGGAUGCGCAGUGAUGGCUUUGAUGAGGAGGGCCACAGGGCUGACUGGAAAACAAAGAACUCACAAUUUCUUGACCUAGUCGAAGAUGAUCUCCUUAGAGCCCGGUCCUGGAAUAAAAAGCUGUAUGAAUGUGAAGCCAACAUGCCAGACAGAUGGGGUCACAGUGGCUAUAAAGAGUUGUACCCUGAAGAAUUUGAUACAGAUAGUGACCAGCAAGAAGGAGAUGAACAAAAUGCUAUCAACGGGAAGAAGAAAUCUCAUCUGGGAAAGCAAACUGCCCAUGAGUCGCACAAACGGAAAAAAACAAAGAAAUCACACAAGAAGAAGCAAAAAAAGCGAUCACACAAAAAGCGAAAGAAAAAGAAAAAGGAGCAGGGGAGAACAUCAUCAGAUUCUUCCCAGGAGAGUGAGUGCUCAGAAGAGGAGACUUCAAGCACCCGGAAAGGGAAACACAAGCGUAAGAAAAAGACCAGGAAAGUGCCUGCCAGGGAACCUACCUCUUCUUCUGGGCAGGAGAGUGACUUUUCUCGUGCAAGCAGUUCAACCACCAGCAGCUCUGAGGACAGUGAAUCUGAGGAGAAAAAAGAGAAACGGCCCCCAAAAAAGAGAAAGAAAUGCCACAAUUCUGUGUCAGAGAGGCACGGUGAAGUACCAGAGAAGAAGAGCAAGAGAAAGAACUGGAAAGUGGCUGCUGAUGAAAAAUCUGAGGAUAGCUCAGAUGAGGACUGAUGAGUCCAGGCUGCAGCUCAAACAAUAAGAAGCAGACCUGUGUGGUGGCAUGCGCAUGGUCAGCUGGACACAGAAAGGAGCAUGAGUGAAUACUCUCAUUCCAGCUGAAGGUGCAGUGACUCCUUCCAUAAUGAUGAAGAAAAGACACCAGUGCAUUUGUUUAUUUUAGACUUCUCUCCAAAUCCUGGCAUGGGCUGGCCAUUGUGACUACCUUUCCUUCAUUCUGUCUAGGAGGAUGCUGAAACCAUUUGUGCCGACAGAGAAGCCUUGGUGGGUGUUGUGUUCUGUCUCUGGUCUGCCCAAUGUAUUACUGGAGAAAUUGGUACUGGGCUGUUCUCCCUGCAGCUGAACAGCCAAGUCUUUCAACAAAAUAAAUAAAUCCAGACAGAGUCGA